This is a messenger RNA of Rhopilema esculentum, 8080 nucleotides long. The record is from RefSeq and is a predicted model, not a curated record. NCBI's taxonomy places the organism in Eukaryota, Metazoa, Cnidaria, Scyphozoa, Rhizostomeae, Rhizostomatidae.
UUCCAGGAAAUUUUCUUGGGGGGGGUGUAAGCUCUUAUGUACCGAGUAAUUUUAGAAAAAACAAUACCAAAAAUUUUGAGCUCAACUAAUCGUGAUCAGAACUAACAACUAAAUGACUUACACUAACUUUAAUUUAAGAAAUUUAACUUUAACGAAAGAACUUUAAUUUUAACUUCAAUCUGAAAAAAGCGUUUCAACCAAAUACAGCACGUUCUAAUAAAAAUACAGAGUCAAUGGUGGGUCAAAAAAUAACCCUCAGAUUUUUGCGAGUCAUUUAAUUAGGAGCUUUUGACCCAGCCUCUUUUUCAGUUCUUAUAGCGCAAUAUAUGAAUAAAUUAACUUUAAGUAGUGUCAAAUCGAACUCUUCUGUUUUUUAAGUGUAUCCAGUUCUUGACAACAUCUUCCAAGUUGACAUUUUCAGAGAAAUCCUUCUCGCAUGAUAUCAGCAUCAGAGAUUCCAGGCGGUCCUGGAGCAUUGUGCUCCGCAGCUUAGUCUUCACCAACUUUAGUUUGCUAAAAGAUCUUUCAUUUGAAGCCACAGUAAUUGGUGCUGUUUGAAGGAAUGUAUAUGCUGUGUUGCUUGCCGGAUAAAUGUGCCUUCGACUAUAUACGAACUUUGCAAUUUCACGGACUGUCAUGCUCUUCACCAACUUUUUCUCUUGGAAGUCCUCUCUCAAAACAGUAAGCUCUGCAAUAAGACUGCCACUUGAAACUUUCCCCGACAACAAAUGCUCCAGAUCCUCUGCUUGUUCUUCCCUUAAGUUAUCCCAAGGAGGCAACAAAACAGUGAACGGCUUUAUUUUCUUCAAAAUGCUACCCCAGUUUUCUUUACAAUCUGUAAUUAUCUGAUCAAGUACAGAAUAAAUCUCUUUCGAAUAAAACGUCUGGAAGGAGAAUGCCUCCUCGUUGUCUCGGUUUUCAUCAAUUCUUCUUGGAAUCAAUCUUCUUCUGUGGCGGUGCUGAAACUCCUCUUCUGGAUUUAUUCCCAUUUGCAUUGCAAUUUGUGUGGCAGCUUCAAUCUGCUUUUGCACGUCAUCUUCAUUUCGAAUCUUUUCUAACGCCCUAGUUGUCGAUGACACUAGCUCAAGUGCGUCGAGUAAAUUCAAACCCUCUUCCUGAAGUUGCACAACCAGAACCUUACAGCGCCGCAUUAUGAAUCUCAUAGUAGCCAAGCUGAAAACACAAUCAAAUGUUUUCAUUUUCUUCAAAAUUGCUUUGGCUUGAUCCUGUGUGUUUUUGUCACAGUCAAGUUGUCUAUCCAUUAUCUGCUCGAGCAGCGAGACGAUUACUGUCAAAGAGAUCCAGACACUGUCAAUAGAUUCAGAUCUAGCAAUCCAACGAGUUUGCGAAAGAUUUCGCAUCUUCAAGGCCCCUUCUAUUUCAACUUGUGCUUUUUCAAGUGCUUCAGAUCGCUUGGUGCUACUAGAAAAGAAUGUGUACAAUGACUGUAAUAUGUCAAACAUCGAUGAUACAAGACUGCUUGCUUUGGAGCUUCGUUCUACAUAUGUACUCAGCCUGUGAGCCUGGCAUGGGAUGUAAAGGAUUUCCUUUUUGUGUGGAAAAUCUUCUUGAAUUUUAUCACUUAGCACUCGUUGGCAUCCUUUAUACUUUCCAGACAUACAUGACGCAAAAUCGUACGAUUGAAAGACGAGUUUUUGUGGGUCCACACUACACUCAUUGAGAGCUUUCAAAAUUUCUGCAGCAUGGCCUUCUCCGGACUUGUCUUUGAGAAUCCUCAGACACAGUAAACGCUCAACCGGCUUGGCAUUGAUGACGUAUCUUACAACAAUUGCCAUCUGAUCUUUAUUGCUUGUGUCCGGGGUAGUAUCAGCCAUUACUGAGAACGCUGAGACUUCCUCUAGCUCCUUCACCAUACGAUGCCUCACUGCGUCACCUAGCAACUUUAUCAACUCAUUUUGGGUGUCUUUGCUCAUAUAGGUAACAUGGUAUGGUCGCAUCCUUGUUUGGUUCUGCCAGUAUUUCAAAAUGCCGCAAUGUCGACUGAUUAACUUCACAAUCUCAUGAAAGUUGCUGGAUUCGUCAGUAUUUCCACGAAAUGCAAGGUCCUGCAUAGCCAUGGUGCGAGCAGCAUCACAUAAUAUUAACAUAAUUUUGGUGUUAAACAUUGCGUCGUCAGUUUCUUUAAUCAUUUCAUGACGACGAGACAAAUCCAAAAGUGCAUCAAUGUUCUGAUGUGGGUUAGUGAAUCUUGCAAAAUCUCGUAAUGCUUCUCUGUGACUUUGGCUGGUGAAAUGCUGUAUCAGCUUGCCCUUCUUUCCUUUUCCAACACUCUUCAUUUUGUGCCACUGUCUAACGCCAUUAAUAGUCCAUGAAGCAUCUGAAGAGGGUCUUCCAGCGCCGUUUGGAAAUAAGGAACAAACAUAGCAAAAUGCUGCGUCAUUUUGAACGCUAUAUUCAAGAUGUGGAAAAUCUUUGAACCAGGUGCUUGAAAACUUAUUUUGCUUACCAGAUUCAAUGAAUGCAUUACUUGGAUAAACUGUCAAGCGAGGCUGGUAGGGACCUAGGUUUAUCACAAAACGGCGUUGGCUAUCCGACAAAUCUUUUUUUCUUUUUCCAGGGUCGUGUUCUAUUAGUGCUGCUGCUUCUCCAGGUUGUACAGAUCCUUUUUGCCUGUCAAUUUUGACUUUAAGUCGUUCAGCAGAUUUUUCUAAAUCAUUACACUGGGUUUUAAUCUCGUUGGCAAACUCUUUUGCAGAUAUCGCAAACUCUUCGAUAUUUGGGGUACAUGGUUGUGUUAGAAUGUUUAACGUCAAAUUACCUCUUUGCUCCAAAGUGGAUAGCAGAUGCUUGAGCUUUCCCGCACAGCUAAUCCAAUAAUCAUCAUUUUCAUCAUCGGUGUCAUCGUUUUCGGAGUUUUCAGCCUCACUCUCGCUCUCCUCAUCAACCACAUUCUCACCGACAACAUUACUAAUUUUAGAUACUGAUUCUUCUUUUGCAGAAUUCGCUAACCCAAUCUCUUCGGUUUUGUCAUCCAAUAUCUUCUCAGAUGAAGAUGAAGAAGAUGAAUCUUUUUCUUCAAUUGGAUUAUCUUUCUUGCGUUUAGCUGCUUCGAAAGGGUUUUUAACUGCACCUGCGGUUUCAUAUGGCACAUUUUUGCCUUCAUGUUUCUCUCUAUUGUGUUGGAGGCGAUAGUCACUGUUGAACUGGGAAUUACACCCUUUUGCCUUGCAUCUUAUUUUUACUUGUCUUCUUUUCAUAGCAGUGAAACAUAGCCUGGUAAAAAUAAUUGUUCUCAGUUUUACUUCAGAUGAAGAGACCCACUUGAAAAAAUUCUCAAAAGCUCAAACUCAGGCCUUGUCAAAUCUUGGAAAAUCUUGCUUUUCAAACAGGCCUAGACUUUUUGUCACAGGCUUACGCGAGAAUUACAAAAUUCAAAACAAAUGAUUAUAUGGAUAUGUCUUCAGAAAAUAAAAUUCAAAAAACAGAAAGAUCAUUAUUUGAAGCAAGUUUUUGAGUUACCUGAAAAGCUGCCGUUUCCCUUUCAAGUAGCGUAAUACUUAUUACUGUUACUAUUUUUUUCAAUUCUACUUUUGUUCGUCAGCUCAGCUUCAUUCAGAUAAAGGAUUACCAGAGAAUGUUGCUUCGCGGGUUUCGCGCCUUCUUCACAGGUGGCGUCAGUCACUAUGUUUAGUUUUAUUGAAUAAAUCGAUCAGUGGAAUUCGAACAAUAGGGAACAAUAGAGUAAGCAGGAAACACAAAUGGUUUCUCAGGUUCUCACCGAAUGAGACCACACCAGCAAAUAUCACAUGGUCUUUGUAGGCACAGGGCAAUAAUGAAGAAAACUAGAUAUUCAAAAUGUUAUGCAUAUUUAAUUGCUUUUUGCGCAGUGAUGCACUACACAGCAUUUAAUAUAAAACUUCGUAACAUAAUUUUACCGACCAAAAAUCGAACUUUACCGAGUAAAUCGCCAAACUCAAUUCUUGGGGGGGUGUCACACCCCCCCCACACCCCCCCAUGGAACCGGCCCUGCUGGCAACCAAUUUUCAGAAUCUCUAGAUGUAGGCAACAAUUCCCUUUAUCAAAAGCCUGGUAUAAAUUUUGUGAAGUAAUGAUUAAUUAGUCCUAAAUAAUGUAAUAUUAGAUUUUUGAUGCAUAGUGAAUUGUGCAGGUGAGCUUGCAGAUAGCCAUAGUUUGAAGUAAGAGGUUGAGUGGUAAAUAUGUGAACUUUACUAGGUACCAAAGUCUAUGUCACAUCUCUCCCCAUCCUGCAGACGCAACUUACAUUCAUUUUAAAAAAGGAUGUAUUUCAUGUCAUUCUGAAUCAAAUUUUGCUUACAAAUUAAGAACUCACAAAAAAUUUAGUUCUUGGAUCCAUUCUAUUUGUCACCAAGCCAGCUGAGAGCUUUUCUGGAGCCUAGGGCAAAAAGAAAUGUGACAUCAUUAAAACCAUGAUUGUUAUAACUUUUUAGGGCCCCUUUCUGCUUAGGCCUGGGGCAAUCCCCCCUCUUGGCAGGACUGUUUAUUGAUGCUGCAAGAACAUCUGGAUAUGAAAUUCUAGUUUGAUUUUUCAUUUAAAACUUUAUUGCGAGUAGAUAUAGAAUGAUUGCAGUAGAAUAACAGUUGAUAGCUUUAUCAGAUGAUUUUAAGACAAAUGAAAUAUUAGUUUAAUUUAGAGUGCUAGAAAUUUUCGGAAUAUGAUUUAGACGCCAUAGUAAUAUCUGUUCUUUUUAUCAAUAUUAUCUAACCAGUUUUAAUAUGUAAUUUAGCUGGGAAGUCCUUAUUCAAAGAGAUACUUAUUUUGGAAUUUUUUAGAAAGUCACUGUGCCCGAUAUUCUAUUUGAAGUAGACCUAUCUCAUCGAGCAAUAUAUUAGUAGAUGAUGCGUUACCAAUGGAUUGAAAGGACCUAUAAUGAUGUUAUCGACCUCAGCAAUACCAACCAUUGCUUACACGCUAGCAAGUGCGUGGUUUAAUAAGGGGGCGGUGACGUGGUGGUAGUUUAGGCCUGCAGGUCUUGGAAUAAAAAGUCAGAUGAGAGGGCGUGGCCAGAUGCUAGAAGGUAGUGCACAAGCAUUAGUCACCGCCAAACAAAAUAAUGACAUUGUUUUGGUUGCAUGUGCUGUGGGAAGUACGCUUUGGGUCGGGAUGAAGUCGGGUGCGAUAAAAGUCUAUUGCUCUAUGACAUACAAGCCCUUGGCGCUAGCACGACCUUCUGGAAGUGGCAGUGUAAUCAGCAUGUUGCAUUCACCAGCUUGCCAUUGUGUUUUGGUAGGCCUUACAAAUGACUCAAUCAUGAGCUACAAUGAAAACAUUAGCUCUUAUAUGCACACAAUACCUCAAAAGGAAGUAUCAAAACAUUUUGGAAAUAUAUUGUACCUAGAGCCGAUUCGAGAACUAAUUGCGAAUCGAGUGCAUGCUGGGAUGUCUAUUUAUAACCCCAUUCACUGCCUGGCAGCAGUUCCCAGUCGAGCAAGAAGUUACCCAAUUGAAGAGCAGAUGACCUAUUAUGGGCAUGGGGGCGAGCCGCUAGCAUCUUCAUCACGUGACCACAAAUACGGCCUGGAUGAUUACAUGCAGGAGAUUAACCAGAGACAAAAUACAAUCACGUAUGAGCUGUGGUGCGGCGUUGACAAAGGGAUCAUCAAUGUAUUCGAUCUGAACAAACUGGAAAAGGUUCACAUCCUUGCCGCUACGGGCUGUGACAUUGACAACCCAACCAUUCACGGUCACAGCGUAAAAUGCAUUGAAACACGAAGAGUGUUUCAUGAUUCUUCAACUGAAAAUACACCCUCUCGAAAGGCUGAUGAGUCAGAAUCGACUUCGGUUUGGGUAACAGUAUUCCCUGGUACCCAUGUGUACAGGUGGAAUGUUGACAACAGGAGACUGGAAGCUGAAUUAAACACGCUGACAUGUGUAACUGAGCGAGCACUGAAUUCGACCAAAGCAACUUCAAGGCAAAAGGCAAUGAAAGCUCUGCAUGCCCAAGUCAACACUAUUGUUGUUGUUGAAAACGAGGUUUACAUUGGUACGAGUUUCGGCUGUCUUAUCAUCUGCGAAAGCAUGUCGCUUACUCCGUUGCAGUCAAUCCGGUGCUACGCUGAACGCCUCGACUACAUCAUUCCACUUCAGAUGAUGCUUAACAGUAGAGGUAACACUGGAAGACAUAAAGAGAGAAUGUUGUUGUGUAGUGGACGUGCAUGCUUGGAUAAAUGGAAUAAAGGCAAAAAUACGAGGCAGUCUAACAGCAGUAAUUGCACGAUAUUGUCCUGGUAUGUGGACCGCUGGACAGAUUAGAAGAGCUUGCUUGAAUCCUUAUCUGGAAGUUAUGACCAAGGCAUCCGAAUUUUCGAUACAAACACUUACGAAGCAAAUAGAAUAUAGACUACGGGAAUCAGACUUGAAGCUUUUAGUAGUAGAUUUGGCGAUUUUACUUGAUAGUUGUAAUCACUUAGAGAAUAAAGAACAAGUGAGGCAUUUAGCAUGCGUAACAUUUUUAUCCAUUAGAAGUCCUAUUAUUUCAAUUUCCUUAAACCAAAGUAAACUCUAUCAAGACUUGAGGCUCAAAAUUAAUGCUGCCAGCUUUGUUCGCGAAGACAACCCUCGCCUCUCAGAAAGUAAGCAGUUUCCAAAUUGACUUAAUGAGAACGUCAAGCCCUGGGGUUCUCUUUAACCCUUCAACAUGCCAAUACAUGAACAGGGACGCUGGAAAAGGGGGGCGCGGGGGGCAACCGCCCCUGUUGCCCUUUGAUAAUAGGGGCAAAAAGGGCCAUAGUGACCUUUUAUUAAUGUGCCCUUGAAGCCGGCCAAUUGUAAUAAUCAGAGAUAUUCAUGUGAAAUUCUGAUUAUUGUGCUUAAUUCAUGACGACAUUUCUCAAAACCGAAAAAUAAAUCCUUAUUCCAAAGUUAGCCAAUUUUCAAGAUAACUACAGAAAGUUAUUGCCCGCAACUCGCGCGCGAUAGCGCGCGAGUGAAGGGCUUAUAGUCUGCCCCGCGUAUAAGUAGCAUAUGGAAGCUUCAGUUCAUGUUGUCAGCACUUUUUCAGCAGAUUUUGUCACUUUUCUGCUGCCAUGACAACUGUCAAUCAAUUUCAUUGUCAAUCAAUCGGCUUUGUCGAGGAGGUCGUUAACCGCCACCUCUUUGUGCGGAAGGGAAUUAUCUUCGGAGCGUUGCUCUGCCAAGACUCUGUUAAAGGCCUUCGGUUUUUUUGGCACGAAAACGGUGCUGCAUCACAGCUCGGUUCUCCGCAAUGGAUGGAAGUUUUAUUCGAAGUUUUGGGAAUCAAAACCAGUCGAAUGCCACACUUUUCUCCCAAAAACUCGAGACCGUACGAGCAAAAGUUAUGAUUUUCGUGAUUAUCGAAAAAUAAAUGUCAAACCCUCGAAGAACUUCAUGAUUUUCAAAAGGGCGUUGGACUUAAAUCAAAGGCAAACUGAAAACCAAAAAUUCUUGAUAAAAAGAAUAGUUUAGCUUCAACUAGAGCAGCUGUUUUUAUAGAAUUGUGAAAACCCAAGAUGGUGUCUCCUUCGAAUAUCCUGACCUACAUUUUCAAAACAAUCAUUAUCAAGGAACUAAUUGUUUGCGGGCAGUACUAGCAAGAGCUAUUUCUAGUAAUAUAGUGGCAGUCAGUAGAAGGAAUUAGUAGAAGCUGGGGGUUAUCUUUAAAAUGCCCUUUUAUUCAAGCCUGUUCUCUUGCCCCUUGGUCGUUCCGGCGUCCCUAAUCAUGAGAUAUGUACCCCUGCAAAUCUGUAAUUAAGAGGAAGAAGUCAAGUUAUUUUAAAGUAUGUAUUUUGCUUUACUAUUGACAGCAAGAAUAUAUUUUUAUUCCUCGCACAUGCCAAAUUUAUCCGUAAAAAGGUAGAAAAUAGUUUAUAUUUGUAUCAGUCAAACAUCAUGUUAUUGGAUUUUUGUAAGAAUUCGAAAUUUUAGUUGAAGAAAGUGUUGGUUUUAAUAUUUUAUUAAUAUUUUAAGUUAAUUUAUGUCAACAGUUUUGUGGUGCCAAUUUAUCUUUUAUGAUGGUUUUCAAUUUAAACGCUGAUUCUUAAUUUUUGUCUAUAUCACAUGGCAUAGGAUAUGAAUUUAUUUGUGUAGUUAUUUUUUAAAAAGCAAAUCGUCAAAAUGUGA